This is a messenger RNA of Ostreobium quekettii, 675 nucleotides long. NCBI's taxonomy places the organism in Eukaryota, Viridiplantae, Chlorophyta, Ulvophyceae, Bryopsidales, Ostreobiaceae. The record is from the annotation of a GenBank genome assembly.
AUGCGCGUCAUCAACAGCGAUGGUAGCGAGCCAGAAAUGUGUGGCAACGGGAUACGAUGCCUUGCCAAAUUCUAUGCCAUGCUGACUGGGAAUGGUGGGAGCAGGUACAAAGUCCACACAUUGGCAGGCUUGAUGGAGCCCGAAAUCUUGCCAGAUGGCCAGGUCCGUGUGGACAUGGGUGUCCCUGUCUUGGACGGGCCAUCGGUCCCUGUCACGCUGUCUCCCACAAGCGAUGGAAUGGUUGUGGCCCAAGAGUUGGAGGUGGCAGGGAGUGAGUGGACAGUCACAGCCGUGAGCAUGGGGAAUCCACAUGCGGUUGUUUUCAGCAGAGAUGGGAAGCCCAUCAAGAUCGAUGAUAUUGACCUGCCAUCCUUGGGACCAUCCUUUGAGAACCACCAAGAGUUUCCUGCACGAAUCAAUACUGAAUUCGUGGAGGUCUACAACCCGAAUCACGUCCGCAUGUGUGUCUGGGAGCGAGGCGCAGGGAUGACGAUGGCCUGUGGAACGGGUGCUUGCGCCAUUGUCGUUGCGGGGGUGUUGGAAGGCAAAUUGGAAAGGAGAUGCCGUGUGGACUUGCCAGGAGGGCCACUGGACAUCGAGUGGAGCACUGAAGACUCACAUGUUUUCAUGACUGGCCCUGCGGAGCUGAGCUUUGCUGGGACUGUGAAUCCUUGA